Molecule: messenger RNA, 1044 nt
Organism: Cinclus cinclus
Lineage: Eukaryota; Metazoa; Chordata; Aves; Passeriformes; Cinclidae
Gene: GPR82
Product: G protein-coupled receptor 82
Exons: 1
Coding region: 1-1044 (347 amino acids)
Biological process (GO): G protein-coupled receptor signaling pathway
Cellular component (GO): membrane
Molecular function (GO): G protein-coupled receptor activity
Source: RefSeq, a predicted model, not a curated record
AUGAACAAUUCAUCCUGUCUCCAGCCAUCGCCAGCUACCACUGUAGCCCUCCCCAUCAUCUACUCCUGCCUACUUCCCGCUGGAAUCUUUGGGAACAUUCUGGCUGCCUGGGUAUUUUCACGGAAAGCACCCACCCGAAGGACGCAGUACAUUUACCUGGCCAACCUGGUGAUGGCAAAUCUGCUGGUUUGCAGCACCAUGCCCUUCCUGGCUGCCUACUUCGUGGACGGGCACCGCUGGCCCUACGGCUCGGUGGCGUGCAGGAUCGCCCAUCACCUGGGGACGCUGGUGAUGCAGGUCAGCAUGUACGUGACCAUCACCAUCCUGUGCUCCAUCGCCCUCAGCCAGUACGCCACGCUGACCGAGAUCGCUGGCACGCAGCACCGCCCGGCUCUCCCGGCAAACUUCCACGGGCGCCUGCUGUACAAGUUCCGGCGGCCGAAGUUCGCUAAAUAUUUGUGUGUGGUUAUCUGGCUGAUUGUGCUGUGCAUAACGGUCACAGCCAUCAUGUACAACGUCCAGGAGAGGGUUUCGGGAGACUUCCCCACAUGCUACAACAUCAAGGUAGAAGCUGGUGAACGUCCUGCAAUGAUUGCAGGUUCCCUUGCCACUGCGUGCUUUUUUCUGUCUUUUAUGACCGUUUUGUGGUCGUACUAUUCUCUUACCAGACAUCUGAGCAGAAUACAAAAGAACACCUCUAUUGGAGGAAAACAUCUGAUUUACAGAAGAGUGAGAAGAAACAUUCUUGUCAUCCAGAUGAUAUUAACUGUCUGCUUUCUUCCAUACCAUAUUUUUAAGCCGAUUUUCUAUGUACUCCUUACAGAUAAUGACUGCCCAAGGUUAAACUAUCUAGUGGAAAUAAAAAAUUUCCUUACUUGUCUUGCUGCUGCUAAAAGCAGUUUAGAUCCCGUUACAACCCUUCUGUUAGAUAAAACAUUUAAGGAAAGUCUUUAUGGCGUGUUUACAAAAUCCGCACCAGAACAUCAAAAACGUAGCAAUGAUAUUUUCACUGAAAUGGGAAGGAAAAUAGAAAGAUUUUCAUAG